Molecule: messenger RNA, 5228 nt
Organism: Varanus komodoensis (Komodo dragon)
Lineage: Eukaryota; Metazoa; Chordata; Lepidosauria; Squamata; Varanidae
Gene: ST3GAL6
Product: ST3 beta-galactoside alpha-2,3-sialyltransferase 6
Exons: 12
Coding region: 369-1460 (363 amino acids)
Biological process (GO): glycolipid biosynthetic process
Molecular function (GO): beta-galactoside alpha-2,3-sialyltransferase activity
Source: RefSeq, a predicted model, not a curated record
UCCUGGCGGAGGCGUAAAGCCGUCUUCGGGAGAGCUCCCACCCCGCCCCCGGCCCGCUUUCUUUCGCAGCCCCUUGCUCCGGCCUCCCGGCCCCGAUGAGGCCCCGGUCCCUACUCGCGCAGACCUGCCUGAGCUCCUGGGGGGCAAAAGAGUGAGGCGGGAAGGACGGCGGCGCCGAAGAAGCUCGCGCUGCCCAGAGCACCACGACGGACAGCCUCGGCGGCGUGGCGGCGGCUGCAGCCACGCUGGAGGUUGGCGAAGGACAAGCAGCCCGCCGGGCAAGGAGCUGCUAGUAAGUCGCAGAGGAAAGGCGACCCGCUGCAGUAGCAGCGGCAGCAAUAGCAAUGCCGCGUCCCCGAGAAGGUUGAAUGGACGAGAUGCAGCCGCACAGGAAAGGCCUUACAAUCAUGAGACGAAUCUUACUUGUGUUUCUCCUGGCUGCUGGAGUGAUGUAUGUUAUACUGCACUGCACGAUCUGGAGGACAAACAGCUACUGGAUUUCCCUAAGAGAAAUCUUCAAGAAAAGUGAGGAAAAGUUCUAUAGAAUGUUGCCUCCAACAGAUUCAGCCAGAAAAGAACAAGUAAUAGACUGCACUUCGAAAUCCAGUAUUUCAACCUCAAUUAAGAUAGAGAAAUCCUAUCCCUUCCUAUGCUGCCAUAAUUUUCUGCAAGUUUCCCAACUUCAUGAAAGUCACAAUCUUGAAUUACCCUAUGGAAUAAAGAAAGCAGAAAGGUAUUUUCAGAUGGCACUUUCAAAACUGAAUAACUGUGGGCUCUUUGCUGAAGAUGAUGGCAGUUCAUCCUGUAAAAAAUGUGUCGUCGUUGGUAAUGGAGGGGUCCUUCGAAACAGGAGUCUGGGGGAGACGAUUGAUUCUUAUGAUGUGAUAAUCAGAAUGAAUAAUGGACCUGUUCUGGGCUAUGAAGAAGAUGUUGGAAGGAGGACAACCUUCCGGCUUUUCUAUCCAGAGUCUGUUUUUUCAGAUCCAAUUCACUAUGACCCUAACACAACUGCUGUUCUUGUUGUCUUCAAGCCCCAUGACUUAAAAUGGCUUUGGGAUCUGUUAAGUGGCCAGCAUGUAAUUAAAACCUAUGCCUUUUGGAAGAAACCAGCAAUGCAAAUGAUUUACAAGGCCAACCAAAUUAGAAUUCUGGAUCCUGCCAUUACCAGAAGGACAGCAUACGAUUUGCUUCAUUUGCCCACAAAGUUCUCCCAAAAGGAAAGACCCAAACAUCCCACAACAGGAUUAAUUGCCAUAACGUUUGCAUUUAAUGUAUGCAGCGAAGUUCACUUGGCAGGCUUUAAGUAUAAUCUUGAGAAUCAAAAUAGUUCUUUGCACUAUUAUGGCAAUGAGACCAUGUCUCUGAUGACUCAGAAUGCAUACCAUGACAUUGCUGCAGAGCAGAAAUUUUUGAAGGAACUUACAGACAAUGGAAUUGUGAUCAAUCUCUCAGAAGAGUAAAAAUGGUCAAAAUCACUACUUUCCACAAAUUGGAUUUCUGGAAGAUGUCGGCUUUUAUAUGGACUCUUGUUAAUAUUUUGAAGUAUUUAUAGCUAUCUGCCAAGAUAUUUUUAAAAAGGCAUGUGAGAACUAUUCUGUGCAUAAUGACUCAAAAGGGAUAGAUUGUUUCUGCCUUAACUGUCAAUAUUUGACCAUCAAGCCAUCCAUAGCUAACUCUUGUUCAUGUGUAUCUAUUUAACAGUGAAAGCAAUAUUGGAGAUGUAUAAAAAUGAUACUCUGUCCGGGCAUGGCAUGGCAUGGCAUGACAUGACAUCUCAUUGCAUCUCACUGUGGACUAAUUUAUCUACAGAAGCUGUUGUACCAUCUGCCUGGCUUGCUGUGUUUUGUGGUGUCAUGUGAACCCAAGUGGUAGAGGUUGUUUGAAGGUUAGGCAACCAUCAAAUAACCUAAUCCUUGUUAUUCUUGAAUGAUAACAUGACAUCCUAUGACAAGCUGGGAACCAUGCAACCACCUCCACAGGUAAAUUAAUCCAUGGUGAGCUGUCACAGCAUGUGAAUUAAUCCUCUGCCUAUUAACAAGAAAACAGUUUACAAUAUCCAGUUCUACCCCCCCCACACACACACACUUUCUAAAUCUUUAUCUUUUCCCCUACAUAAUCACUUAGCACCUAGACUUUCAGAGGCAUAGAUUCAAAGAUUGACCAUAAUUGAGAAAGUAAGCUAUUGGAGAGAAAUUAAAGCACAGUGGGAUUAUAAAUGGGGCCAAGUUCAGUGCCUGGAUGCUAGCACUGUGUUGUCAAUCCAGUUUAGUUUAAGGUUUUAAAUAUUGGUGUUAUCAAGAAGCUAGUGCAAGCAUGGAUGAAGGAGACACAGUUGUGACAGUGCAGAUAAAACAAAACACUGUAUUGUUUAUUGUAUGCCAAGCAUGUGAGUAACAUGGAAAAUCUGAUACUGGCCAUCCAAGUUUUCCAUUGAUAUGGUCAGAAGUUCAUUGGAAAAGGAAGCCAAGUCUCUUUUUAAAUAAUGGACAGUAGAUGAAACAAAAGCAGUUGUUCUUGGCUGAAACUCCAGCAUCACAUAAUAAUAAUAAAGACGUUUUUCUAGGCAAGUUAAUUUGGAUACCUCCAAGAUGUUGCAGUGGAUGCUUAAAACACAAUACAGAGGCUGCUGGCAGAUCUUCAGAAUGUUUCCAGAGCUGAAGGUGUUUUAAAGAGUCAGCACUUCAUGAGGACUCAAUCUUGUAGUCCAAAAGCUAAGAAGCUUUUGGUACAUUGUGCAAAUAAAUGAAACCUCUUUUUGUUUCUUUUUUUAAUUUCUUGUUUUGUUAUUUUUUAAUUACAAUGUUGAGAUACCUGCCUGUGAGGAAAGGAAAACUGAUAGGCAACAAUUUCUUUAAAGGAUUCACUGUGGUGGAGAUUUUGUCUUCAUUGCCUUAAUCCAAGUCUAUUCAAACAUUUCAAUAGAAUCUCAGUGUAAAAAACAGCACUGAUUAUGGGCUUCCAUAAUGGAUCUCCCAUUCACUUAACAGCUUGACAGCCAAGAAAAGAAACUGGGCAGCCUUUGAUCAUGGCUGUCUGUGUUCAGGCUGUCUGUGUUCAGGUUUCUGGUGCAGGUCUCAACUGCCAUACAAUCUAAUGGAAGAGGCAGCCAGAUUGCUCCAUCAUGGUAUGGGCAAGUUGGGACAGGGUGGAGGACCUUUUGGACAUUUUCCCAUGCAAAAAGGAGAGGGGAACAUUUACCAUCCUUAUGGGUGUUGUAGCGGAUGUUACCAAUUUUUUCUCUUGGUUUAUAUUACUUAUCCUUGAAAUGUAUAGAAUAUGCACCAGUGCUCAGCAGAAGCUUUUUUCUUACAUGUGGAGAUAAAAUGGCAGCCAGAGGUUCAUCUGCUUACAUCUUUGAGUUAGGCUGCUGUGCAAGUGCAGAGUCAGUAAAAGCAGAUGGCAGUGCUAGAGCUGAUGAGCCAUGCAGCUCUUCCAGGAACAAAUCAGUAAGUGCCAACAGAAAUCUAGCAUCGUUACAUGGACGGUCUGUUCCAAAACUAUUUAAGCCAAAGAUCACAAUGUUUCUUCCCAAGGAAGAUACUAAGUUUCUAGGUCUAUUUGUUUCAAUUUUAACCCUGGUUUUCUAGUUAAACAGAGCACUUUUUGUAAAGCAUCUAAUGUUUCUUAAUCUGUCAAUUUGCUUGAUAUUCUUUGAUACACUAGUUGUCUUUUUGGCAUUGUUGUAUAUAUUCUAAGGGAUUUUCUCUCCUGAAUGCUUUUGUCUUGUUUUGUUGUGCUGAUGGUUUUAUUGCUAUGGUUUAAUGGACAGGAACUGAUGAUUUGAAAAUGUGACAAUGCAAUUAUAUGUCUUGCAGUAUUGAUUCCUUUUCUCUGCUGAAAGAAAGGCCAUUUUAUACCAUGAUAUCACAUGUAUCUAUUAGUCUGGUCCCAUUUGAACCCAAGGUGUGCCAAGGAAGAAAAGGUCUAGGCUAACAAUGUAUAUGUGUGUCAGCUGGUCAAAAGGAGAAUGGAAGCAAUCAUGUAGAGAUACCUGUACUCUCCACUGAUAGGUACCUGGCAUAGCCAUUCUUACUUAUAAACAUCAAACAAACAACAAAAACCAAACAUUUUAUAUAUAGCCACAAAUAAACACAUGGAUCACCUUGAUUUGCCUUUCAAAAACACUAGUGCUAUACAGUUAACAGAUUUAUUUUUUAAAAUAUAUAGCCCUCUGGAGUCUACAGUCACAUUGUUUAUUCACAGGAGGGCACUGUGGUUUGAUGUAAUACAGAACAGUCUUCUGUACCUUAAAAUGGCAUGUAGCAGAUGGAGUUUCAUCAGAUGUAGCUGGCCUGUGAAGAUGUACCUGCUGAAAGUUCCUCUAUUGUGGAGGAAUCCAUUUCUCUUUUGCCUCCCCUAACCCAUUUCCCUCCAGAUAGAUUAGUUUACAAGUCAAAGAAUUCCUGACCCCAUUGGCCAUACUGUUUUGGACUAAUGAGAAAUAAAGUCCAAAACAUCUGGAGAGCACCAGGCUGGGGAAGGUGAGUAGAGCAUGAAUGUAGGACUUUAAUUCCUCCAGAUUUCUUCCCUUUAUACUCCAUGUGGAGCACUGCUGCGGUGCAUUGUUUCAUGAUUUGUGUAAUUCACCGCAGAACUACAUCCUGUUAUAUAAGCAAGGAGUAUUAUACCUAGUGUGUACUUUUGUUAGAAUCCAAGUAUUUUCAAAGAGUGAAGUCCUUUGGCUUUGCCAGUUUCUACAUUGGAACCUUAAGACAGUAGAUUCAACUGGACUAUUCUUGAAAGCAGAGACAUGUUCGUUCAGUUACUUUUUGGAAUACUGGAACAUGAGGAUGGCUCAGAUAUACAAUCUUGAAUUCUUUUUAGUUUUCUGGCUCUGAGGUAUUAAUAUUGCUUUCUGAAUAUCAAGCAAUGGACACAUUAUUACCUGACACAAACUAAUCCUACUUUGGAGAGAAAAAUGAAGUAGUGUGAUUGUUACAGUAUCUUAGAUUUUUAAAUGCCUAGUCUAGUCCUAUUGUAUGGUCCAAGCCAUCUUAACAUUCUAAAAAUUUAAACUAUAGUUGUUUUAUAUUUUUUAUAUUUUUGUGGGGAAGAAAUUCUUGCUUUGGAAAAUGGAACUAUUCCUAGCUUUUCAACUAUUUUUUGUUUGUUGUUUUUUAUGUCUAUGUAUUCCUACUUUGAUGCCCAUGGUAGCCAUGUGUUUAAACUGAAAUUCUAAUAUGAAUAUGAAGAGACUUAUUUUUGUUAUAAUAAAUGUUAAAAUUCUA